Molecule: messenger RNA, 870 nt
Organism: Leptopilina heterotoma
Lineage: Eukaryota; Metazoa; Arthropoda; Insecta; Hymenoptera; Figitidae
Exons: 1
Coding region: 1-870 (289 amino acids)
Source: RefSeq, a predicted model, not a curated record
AUGGACGAGGAACUGUUAAAUAUUGAACAACCAAUUAUUUUUGAUGAGUCAAUUGCACAUUAUGAAGUGCACACUCAGCAGCCAUACACCUCAUCAACGUACAAUAAUAGUGACGAAAUUCGAAUCGCUGUACAGAAUCAAGAUCAUUGUCUACUUCCGAGCAAAAGUUCCAUUCAUAUCAGUGGAAAACUGUUGAAAACUGAUGGAACGCCUGUAACACACACAUCUCUGGUUUCUAAUGGCGUUUGCCAUUUAUUUGAAGAAGCAAAAUACGAACUCAAUGGUGUAGAAAUUGAUAAAAAUAAAAAUGUAGCUCUUACAAGCUUAAUGAAAAAUUACGUUUCUUUUGAUGCUACUCAAAGCAAAUUUCUUGAAAAUGUUGGUUGGUUAGACUUUACUAAUGAUGCAACAUUGACUAAUGCACAAGGCUAUUUCGAUGUUUGUAUUCCGUUAAAUAUGAUUUUCGGCUUUGCUGAAGAUUAUAAAAAAAUUGUUGUAAACGCUAAACAUGAGCUCAUUUUUACAAGAUCAAGAAUAGAUUCAAAUGUAGUUCGUCAAACUGCACCUAUUGAAGAAUAUAAAAUUGUCAUUGAAAAAGUCGAAUGGCUGUUACCGUAUUUAAAAUUAUCAGAUGCUCGAAAAUUUAAAUUAUUAAAGUAUAUAGAAAAGGAUCCGUCGAUUUCAAUUAGUUUUCGAACAUGGGAAUUAUAUGAGUAUCCUUUAUUACCAUUAACGCAAAAACAUAUUUGGAGCGUAAAAACUUCAACGCAAUUAGAGAAACCUAGAUUUAUUAUAUUAGGGUUUCAAACAGGAAAAAUAAUACUACGCAAAAUUCCAGUCAUUUUGACCAUUGUAACAUUUCUGAUGUAA